This is a messenger RNA of Chrysemys picta bellii (western painted turtle), 3105 nucleotides long. NCBI's taxonomy places the organism in Eukaryota, Metazoa, Chordata, Testudines, Emydidae. The record is from RefSeq and is a predicted model, not a curated record.
GACCGUAUCAAAAGCUUUGUUAAAGUCAAGAUAUAUCACGUCCACUGCUUUCCCCAUAUCCACAGAGCCAGUUAUCUCGUCAUAGAAGGCAAUCAGGGCAUGACUUGCCCUUAGUGAAUCUAUCCCCCACCGCCCCCAAUUUAUCCAUCCCCGCCCAAGGAGUAUCAUGAACCCACCCACGUUGUUCCCCGGGGUUCUUUCAACCCAAAGCUCUUGGUAAUUUUUACUCAGUGCGAGGUGGUGUCAAGAAAUAAAUCAGGGGAGACACGGCCAUCCGACCGAUAGAUGGCUGGCACACACAGGACAACACUUAAACUUAAAGCUAAACUUUACUUAAUCUCAAUCACUCACACACGUCCGCAACAGGUUAGUAAAACACCCCCAACCCUUGAUAAUUACCAAAGCUGAGUGUCGCUCUCGAAUGGCACAACGGCAGGCUUCGUCAGCCAAAUCUUCCGUCCGCCAGUGGGGACCCCUGAGAUGCGUCCUGAGGGAGCGUCCCUGAAGAAAGCCUCCCGAACAGUCCAACUAACGCAAACUUCCUCCCCUUAUUUAUACAUUAGCACUAGGAUGACAUGUCACUUAAAGAAAACUUGCUAGGCAAGUGAUUUUUAAGAGUCAAUCAAGAGGUUUCCUUCUGAUCAUUAAUUUAACCAGAUGUGGGGGUUUUUAGAGGGCACAUGCCUUCAUGCCCUGAUAGACAGAUUCCUGUUUUUCUAAAAUACAAGUCUCAGCAAUUUCAACGUUCUUAGCAGGAAGGGCGGAGGGUGAAGCCGCCCUUUCCAUGGUACCCAAAACCCCCUCCCCUCCUGCCUUGGUUAAGCUAAGCCUGCUGACUUGGCUACUGUUAGCAAUAAGCCAUAGUGAUUCGGGCACUUUACUGGUUUGCCAAGAUCUCCCCGAACGACAUCUCCGGCGCCCACUAUGGGCCGGAGCAGGAAGUGCAGAACGAGGCGCCUGGCAGAGCUCGGAGAGGCGCCCGGAGGAACCUGCUGGAGCCCCAAAGAAGGAGAAUCCGCCCGGGCUGCCGGCUGCCAGGAGAGACGUCUGAGGACAAAGCGGAAGCCCCAUCUGGCAUCGGGGACCUGGUUCUGGCAGCUGAACUGAUGGAGAUGGCCGGAGUGUCCCCCUGCUAUGCCCAGCACCGGGGCGGGACCCAGCCGGCCGUGCAGCACGACCAUGGGGCCUACGGCGUCCCCCAGGAGCCGGCUGCGCUGGGCCGCAUGGUGCGGGAGCUGCAGGAGACGGUGCAUCGGCAGAACCAGCUGCUGCAGAGCUCGCAGGAGGCCCUGGCCGCCAGCCAGGAGCGCUGCCAGGAGCUGCAGGAGAGGUCGGAGAGCGAGUGCUGGGCGCUAGCGUCGGAGCUGGGCCAGCGGAUCACGGCGCUGGAGGCGGAGAACCGGAACCUGCGGUGCGAGCGGGACCAGCUGGAGAGCCAGACGCAGGGGCUGCGGGAGGAGCUGGAGCGGAGCCGCAGCACGGUGCUGCACAUCAGCCAGAAGCUGAAGGAGCAGGGGGGCCGGGCCGGGCCGGGCCGGUUCUGCCUGGCCAGCGUCCGGGACGACGGCAAGUGGCUGCGGUUCUACACCGGCUUCGGCAGCGCCCAGCGCCUGGCCGCGUUCCUGGCCUUCCUGACGGAGGGGGAGCCGCAGCGGGGGGCCGAGCCGGGCCCCCCCAGCGCCCUGAGCCCCGAGGACCAGCUCUUCCUGGUGCUGGUGCGGCUGCGGCUGGGGCUGCUCCUGCAGGAUCUGGCCUUUCGCUUCCACCUUUCCGAGGCCACCGUCUCCCGCUACUGGCUCGGCUGGACCCAGCUCAUGGAGACCCGGCUGGCCCAGGUGCCGGUGCGGUGCAGCCCGCGCUACGUGGAGCGGUUCGAGCCGCAGCGGGCGGCGCGGGUUGGGGGCGUCCCGCUGGUGGUGCUGGACUGCGCCCAGCUCUGCUUCGAGGGCCGGGGCCGGCAGCUCUACGCCCUGCAGGGCUGCGCCCUGGCCGCCCCCAGCGGCUUCCUGGCCUUCUGCUGCAGCGCCGCCUUGCGGGGCAGGGAAGGGGGCCGGGGCUGCCCCCCUUCCUGCGGGACGGCCCCGUGGCCCUCAGCGCCCAGCAGGGGGAGGCCAGCCGGCAGGUGCUCAGCCUGGCCAGCCUGGCCGACAAGGCCCUGCGCUUCCGCUUCCUGCGGGGGGUCCAGCCCCCCGCCAUGGAGGGCCAGGUGGGGCGGGCCUGGGCCAUCUGCUGCUACCUGGCCUGCCUGCUGCAUGAGCCCAUGGGGCUGGCCUAGGCAGGGGGGUCUGCCUCUGCCCCCAGGGGGAGGUGGGCCUUGGGGAUUCCCCGCCUCCCCCCAUGGCUGGCAGGUGUGGGGCUGGUACAGGGGCCCUGGAUUCCCCCCUGCCAGUGACUGGGGGGAAGGGAGAUCUGGGGGUCAUCCAAGGGGGCUCACUGGGGGUCCUGCUCUCAGCUGUAGCUGAUCUAUGUGGCAGCCUGGAUAGGGCAUUUGGCCCCGCAAUGCCCCCUCUUGGGGGGGUCCACACUGGGAGGGGGCUAUGGGUGGGGGAGGGGCCGAGCCCUCCCCCUGAUUCCCGCCCACGAAGGCAGGAGGAUGGGAUGGUAUCGGGGCGCUGGAGGCAGCUGGAUCCCUCUCAUUCCCCCUUCCACACAGGGGCGGGUAAAGCGAGGCACAGAAAGACCAUGCUCAGCCCAGGGUGGAGGCAGCGAUAGAACCCAGGAGUCCUGACUCCCAGGACCCCACCCCCCCUUUGCUCUAACCACUAGUCCAGACUCCCCUCCUAGAGUCAGGGAGAGAAAUGGUGUCAAGUGGUUAGAGCGCACUGGGGCUGGGAGCCAGGACUCCUGGGUUCUGUCCUCAGCUUUGCUGCUUCUGUUUCCCACUUUUUCUCCCCCUCCUGCCCAGCUGGUCCUGUCCCCGGGCUCCAGCCAUUUUGGGGUGCCUGGAGAGGGGAGGCAAUUCCCCACCUUUGCCAAACGGGGGGGGGGAGGGGGGGCUGCAGGGCCACUGGCCCCAACCCUGCUGCUCUCUGUCUGGGUGGGUUCGUGGAUUAUUUGUAACCUGUCCCUGCUUUUGGUUGGAAAUAAACCAUUUGUUCCUGGGAA